Raphanus sativus (radish) is the source of this 1941-nucleotide messenger RNA. Its product is annotated as ATP-dependent 6-phosphofructokinase 5, chloroplastic. Gene Ontology annotation, biological process: fructose 6-phosphate metabolic process; glycolytic process. The transcript has 12 exons. Lineage: Eukaryota; Viridiplantae; Streptophyta; Magnoliopsida; Brassicales; Brassicaceae. Bases 141 to 1766 code for a protein of 541 amino acids. Gene Ontology annotation, cellular component: cytoplasm. The record is from RefSeq and is a predicted model, not a curated record. Gene Ontology annotation, molecular function: 6-phosphofructokinase activity; ATP binding.
CCGUCUGUUUUGUACUUCUUCGUUAGUCUCAAAGGGUUUUUAGUCAAAAACAUCCCUCUCCACUCAUUAGUUGACUGAAGACAAAAGAAAAAAAACAAAGAUCCGAUCGGUACGGUUACCUCAGUUUCUUCGCCGCCGCCAUGGAAACUCUUUCUCAGGCGAUCACCUCCACCCUCUCGAUUCCUCACAGUAACAACAGCUCCGCUCUCGUCAGGUCUCACGGUCUCAGCUCGUUACUCCUCCUCCGGAAACCGAGAUCUCCGGCGAAUCUCUCGCUGAUCUCUUCUCGCAGCUCUCUCACUCGAGCUUCCGCGGUUGAACACGGCAGCAAAAGCUCGGCUUCUUCGAUCGAUCUCAGCGAUCCGGAUUGGAAAACAAAGUACGAGAGAGAGUUCGAGGAAAGAUUCAGCAUUCCUCACAUCACUGACGUCUUCCCUGAUGCUCAAGCCAUCCGUUCAACGUUUUGUCUCAAGAUGAGGUCUCCGACGGAAGAUUUUGUGGGAGGGUACCCAUCAGAUGAAGAAUGGCAUGGAUACAUUAAUAACAAUGAUAGAGUCCUUCUCAAGGUUAUUAGUUACUCUUCCCCAACUUCUGCUGGAGCUGAGUGCAUUGAUUCUGACUGUUCUUGGGUUCAGCAAUGGAUUCACCGUGCUGGGCCGAGGGAGAAGAUAUAUUUCAGACCGGAGCUAGUGAAGGCUGCCAUCAUCACUUGUGGUGGGCUUUGUCCUGGUCUCAACGAUGUCAUCAGACAUAUUGUUAUCACGCUUGAGAUAUAUGGUGUUAAGAACAUUGUUGGGAUACCUUUUGGUUAUAAAGGCUUCUCUGAUAAAGAUCUAACCGAAAUGCCGUUAUCAAGGAAAGUGGUACAGAACAUUCAUCUAUCUGGAGGAAGCUUGCUUGGAGUUUCACGUGGAGGUCCCAGUGUCAGCGAAAUUGUUGACAGCAUGGAGGAGAGAGGAAUCAACAUGCUUUUCGUGCUUGGUGGAAACGGGACUCAUGCUGGAGCCAAUGCUAUACACAAUGAGUGCCGCAAAAGAAAGAUGAAGGUAGCUGUUGUUGGUGUGCCUAAAACCAUUGACAAUGAUAUAUUGCACAUGGAUAAGACGUUUGGGUUUGAUACUGCUGUUGAAGAAGCACAACGCGCGAUAAACUCUGCCUACAUUGAGGCACAUAGUGCUUAUCAUGGCAUUGGCAUUGUAAAACUGAUGGGUCGUAACAGUGGUUUCAUUGCCAUGCAAGCCUCUUUAGCAAGCGGACAAGUCGACAUCUGUUUGAUUCCUGAGGUACCUUUCAAUCUUCAUGGACCUAAUGGUGUACUGAAGCACUUGAAGUACCUUAUCGAAACAAAAGGCUCCGCUGUGAUCUGUGUAGCAGAAGGAGCUGGACAGAAUCUCUUAGAGAAAACUAAUGCAAAAGAUGCAUCUGGUAACACAAUACUUGGUGAUUUCGGUGUGCACAUUCAACAAGAGACGAAAAAGUAUUUUAAAGAAGAAAGUAUGGCAGUAGAUGUCAAGUACAUUGAUCCAACAUACAUGAUUCGAGCCGUCCGUGCAAAUGCCUCAGAUGGUAUCCUCUGCACCGUUCUUGGACAAAACGCUGUUCAUGGUGCAUUUGCUGGAUACAGUGGAAUCACAGUAGGCAUAAUCAACACUCAUUACGCGUAUUUGCCAAUCCCUGAAGUAAUUGCGUACCCAAAGUCAGUCGAUCCCAAUAGCCGAAUGUGGCAUCGUUGCUUGACAUCAACGGGUCAACCAGAUUUCAUCUAAAGAAGGUUUAUUAUUAUUAUUAUUCACUCUGAAACGUAUCAAAUAAAAGAAAGCCUCGAAAUAUGUAUAUACAUCAUUCUUGGUUCCUCAUCAUUAUAGUUCUAAAAAAAAUAAGAAACUGUAUUUCAUUACCGUGGACCACUUUUUGUUUGAUUCAGCUGUUCUUUGUCUCUUC